Molecule: messenger RNA, 3073 nt
Organism: Haplochromis burtoni (Burton's mouthbrooder)
Lineage: Eukaryota; Metazoa; Chordata; Actinopteri; Cichliformes; Cichlidae
Gene: kat7b
Product: K(lysine) acetyltransferase 7b
Exons: 14
Coding region: 493-2136 (547 amino acids)
Biological process (GO): regulation of DNA-templated transcription
Cellular component (GO): nucleus
Molecular function (GO): histone acetyltransferase activity; zinc ion binding
Source: RefSeq, a predicted model, not a curated record
GUAGGUCGCACAAGAGGGUAACGUUAGCUAAGUUAGCACUAAUGGUUAACCCGAAGGUUCCACCAUAUUUCAUUCAAUAUUCUGACAGUGUAACGCGCUAAAACACGGUGUUAGCAUCAGCUGAUAAAUCUGCACAGAAUAAUUUAAACAUACUGACUUUAACUGCAUUGCCACAUUCAGCUUGUGACGGUAUUGUUCGAGCUCAAUAAACACCCAGUGUACAGUUGAAAGCAGCUAAAAGAAGCUAAAACUUUUACUUCACGUUUGGUGAAAUGUAACGGCGCUUCGCGGUUCAUGUAUAUGUAGGCUUUGCCCUAAGACUAAAACAAGACCAGUCCUGCUUAAAUUGCUGUUUGUGAAUACAGUGUUGUGCCACAUUGGCUGGGAAAAAAACAAAUACUAAAAACCAAGAACAGAGCUAACCGUUAUCGCUAAGCUAACAACAAUAACAGUUGACGUGCUAAGCAGACUGGUUACUUUGUCGUGAGACACAUGGCUGGGAGUGGUUCAGAUGGAACUGAAGACUCUGACUCCUCUGCUGAAAGAGAACAGACCAAUAGCUCAGAAAGUGAAGGGACUGUGCCCAAGAGACAGCGCCUCACCAGAGCCUCUACUCGCCUUAGCCAAAGCUCUCAGGAUACUCAGGAAUUAAAGCGAGCUGUGGAUCACGAUGAAUCUCCACCACUGACGCCCACUGGAAAUGCACCCUCCUCUGAAUCAGAGUUGGACAUCUCCAGUCCCAAUGCCUCACAUGAUGAGAGCCAGGCCAAGGACCAAGCCAACAGAGAUUCGGAUAAAGAUCUCUCCCACCGACCUAAACGCCGCCGCUGUCACGAAACCUAUAAUUUCAACAUGAAAUGUCCAACCCCGGGGUGCAAUUCCCUUGGUCACCUCACAGGAAAGCAUGAACGUCAUUUUGCUGUGUCAGGCUGUCCUCUUUACCACAAUCUUUCUGCUGAUGAAUGCAAGGUAAAAGCCAUUAGCCGUGAGAAACAAGAGGAGGAGGUAAAGGCACAGGAGGACAGCAACUCGCGCCAUGCAACUCGUCACCAGACACCAACACCGAAACAGAUUCGAUACAAGGAGCAAGUGGCUGAGAUAAGGAAGGGUCGAAACUCUGGCCUGCAGAAGGAGCAGAAAGAAAAGCAUGUGGAGCAUCGGCAAACACACGGCAACACCAGAGAGCCUCUGCUGGAGAACAUCACCAGUGAAUAUGACCUGGAGCUGUUCAGGAAAGCACAGGCCCGAGCAUCUGAAGACCUGGAGAAGCUGCGCAUCCAGGGUCAGAUCACCGAGGGCAGUAACAUGAUCAAGACUAUCUUGUUUGGUCGCUACGAGCUGGACACCUGGUACCACUCGCCCUAUCCUGAGGAGUAUGCGCGUCUGGGUCGUCUGUACGUCUGUGAAUUCUGCCUCAAAUACAUGAAGAGCCAGACCAUCCUCAGGCGACACAUGGCCAAAUGUGUGUGGAAGCAUCCUCCAGGAGAUGAGGUGUACAGAAAGGGGUCUAUAUCUGUUUUUGAAGUCGAUGGCAAAAAGAAUAAGAUCUACUGUCAGAACUUGUGUUUACUUGCCAAGCUUUUUCUGGACCACAAAACACUUUACUAUGACGUGGAGCCUUUUCUCUUCUAUGUCAUGACUGAAGCUGACAACACUGGCUGCCAUUUAGUAGGCUAUUUUUCAAAGGAGAAAAAUUCCUUCCUGAACUACAAUGUAUCCUGUAUCCUGACAAUGCCACAGUACAUGAGACAAGGCUUUGGAAAGAUGCUCAUUGACUUUAGUUAUCUGUUGUCUAAAGUUGAGGAGAAGGUGGGCUCGCCAGAGAGACCUCUUUCUGAUCUGGGCCUCAUCAGUUACAGGAGUUACUGGAAGGAGGUAUUACUCAGAUACAUGUACAACUUUCAAGGCAAGGAGAUCUCCAUCAAAGAGAUCAGUCAGGAAACUGCUGUCAACCCGGUGGACAUUGUGAGCACCCUGCAGUCUCUUCAGAUGCUGAAGUAUUGGAAGGGAAAGCACUUAGUACUGAAGCGUCAGGACCUGAUUGAUGAGUGGAAAGCAAAGGAGAUCAAGCGAGGCAAUAGCAACAAAACCAUCGACCCAAGCUCGCUAAAAUGGACCCCUCCCAAAGGGACAUAAACACUGAGAAGCUCAGGCUACUGAAAACACUCGCCUCUAGCCUCACCAGCCACAAGUAGCCUAGACCUAUGAACUGUCAAUAAAGAUCAGUGUUUUUUUUCUUUCAUCCCUUUGACCCUGUUUAUUUCUUCUUGUCUGUAAUGUGAAUUUUUUAAAUACCUUUUUAUAUUUUACUGUCAUUUCUAGCCAAACCAGCAUACGUUCCAAGUCAAAUGCUUUUUGUCAGCAUUGUGAAACAUGAGUGUCGAGGAUUUGCUUUAAAACUGCCUUUGUGUGCUGAAUGUUAAAUGAUGAACGGUCCAAUGUGAUGGAUAACAUUAAUGUUAGAAUAGCUACAUUUGAGUGCAUUUAGAGGUUAUUUUUAUUUACUAUGAGAAAUGUGCUUUUUGACAAUGGUGGUUAUUCUUUUUGAGCGUUAAUACAGUAACUGUUAGCAUGAAUCGAAACAUGAAAUUGAGCAGGGUGUACUUUUAAUGAGUAUGAUUUAUGGCAACACGCCUUUGGUUGGUAUAAAAUUGUAUAGAUCUUCGUCAUAAUGUCUCUUUUUUUUUUUUUUUCUAAUUCCAUCAAUACAGGAUUCUGAUCCAUUCCUUUGCUGAACCUGCCAAUGAUGAGGGGAAAGAGGAGAUUUUUAAUUUGCUGAGGAUAUAAAAUACAAAUGUAACACCACUAUAUGAAUGCACAUAGAAACAAAACAGCCUCAGGUUUUUAUACUGGUACAAUCGUACCUUGCUUGUAUGGGUUCUCUGAAUCAUGGAUCGCAGUGGUCUUUGCAGAACGAUUUACUUUGGGUAGAGAUUCUGUAAUAAACAGGAAACGUUUGACUAGGAUGGUUUUCGGCUUGUACUUUGAAUCAUAGCUGUGUAAUGUGUAUUAGCACUUUGAUAUUUUUAAUAUCAAUAAAGCUGCCUUGAUAUUUUGAAAUAUCUACAAUUUA